This is a messenger RNA of Penicillium argentinense, 756 nucleotides long. Its product is annotated as mitochondrial 54S ribosomal protein uL6m. Gene Ontology annotation, cellular component: ribosome; mitochondrial large ribosomal subunit. Lineage: Eukaryota; Fungi; Ascomycota; Eurotiomycetes; Eurotiales; Aspergillaceae. The transcript is spliced from 3 exons. Gene Ontology annotation, molecular function: rRNA binding; structural constituent of ribosome. Gene Ontology annotation, biological process: translation. Bases 1 to 756 code for a protein of 251 amino acids. The record is from RefSeq and is a predicted model, not a curated record.
AUGUCGUGUCUACCCCAGCGCUGCGCCCGGCAGCUCCUCAGAGAGCCUUUUCAGCACGGCUCAUUACCCCUAUUCCUCACCCCCGCAUUUUCCCCGUCGCGCGCGCAAUGCUUCUCGACCACCUCCCCAGCGCAAUCCCGAGUCGGAGGCGCCGCCAUCUCCGUUCCCCCCGAGGUGACCUUUUCCCUCGUUGAUCUGCCCAAGGGUCUGAACCGGGGCCGUGGAAAGGAUGUUCCUACGCAUGCCGCUCAUAUCAAGGGUCCCAGGGGCGAGAUGUCUCUCGAUCUCCCAUCUUUCCUGACUGUGAACCACGACACGGCUACCUCGAAGGCGACCUUGUCUAUCCAGGAUACUGAGAUCCCGCACCAGCGUGCUAUGUGGGGAACAAUCCGCGCGCUCCUCCAAAACCACGUUACCGGUGUCUCUGAAGGCCACAUUUGUGUUCUGAGUCUUGUUGGUGUCGGAUACAGGGCCACCAUUGAGCCCAAGGCGACAACCGUUUCCCCAACUUACCCUGGACAACAAUUCGUCUCGUUGAAGGUCGGCUUCUCCCACCCAAUUGAGCUGGGCAUUCCCGAAGGUGUCCAGGCCAGCACUCCGCAACCCACCCGUAUUCUCCUAGAGAGCGUCGACAAGCGCAAGGUGACACAGUUUGCUGCUGAGAUCCGCGAGUGGAGACGGCCGGAGCCGUACAAGGGCAAGGGUAUCUUCGUCAACGGAGAGACCAUCAAGCUCAAGGCAAAGAAGAUCAAAUAA